AUGGAUGAGCCAAUGCUGGACGAGACCUCAGAUGAUCAUUAUCCUGCGCCAACAGUCUCCGGCUUCACACCUAUUAAUCACCUUGGCUAUUCUGACACAGCUCCCAUGUACUUGGAGCACGAGGAUGCUGCCAUUAAGUCCAAGUCAGCCGACAAACCCAGGGCUCCAAAGAGGCGGAAGACUCAAUCAUUUGCUGCUACAACAGCAUCCAAGCCCAAAAAAGCUGCGAGUUCCAAGAAGACAAAGAGAACCAGGACAGCGGCACAACUGGACUGCCAGGAUAUUUCGCAAGGCUUGUCAAGGACCAAGCCAACGUCUUCCCCAGAUGGAGCGCUACCUGUGAAGGCUGGGUUGCCCUUUGGAAAUCUGUUGAAACAGAUUCCGCAAUUGCAGAGGGUCCGUGAUACAUCAGUCGAAUGUGAGGUUAAGCCAGCGUUCAACGGUAGGAAGAGACAGAGCAAGCCUUCUGGACUCGCCAACAACUAUCAGGCUGCGUAUGCCGAUACUCGGGCCAACGUCGUCAAUCAAGCUACUCCCCCCACUCCUCCCAAAAGCGAUGAAGUCGAAGCAGGUUUCAGCCACAAUGAUCAGUCUCAUGGCCAAGACUUCACUACCGAACGACGGGCAAGUCCAUACCAUCAUGUUGAGCCUUCCAUCCAGAAAACCCUGGAGUCCGAUGGCAGCAUUAUAGUCAAAGACUUUGGUGGACCACCCUUUACUCAAACAAGCCCUCCGACUCUCCAAAACCGAAGGUCUCAGGGAACAAUGAUGGUAAACGAUUUCGAACCCCUGGACUCGAUAUCAGGCGACCUCUGUGAGGUUGACGAUAUCAAAUGCGGCGAUCGUGGCGAAGAAGACAAAUUUCCCAUGGACGAUGAGUGUCUCGAAGAGAUGAUGCAGUCAAUUGCGGUUCCAGCGGAAGAAGAACCCUUGGGCUCAGAGUGGCGGCCGCAGGAGUUCUUGGAUGAUACCUUACAUAUUGAUGAGCAGCUGGACAACGAGCAAGCGCACUGGCCUGGAGCUAUCCAAGACUCAGAUGGACUAGUCAUGUAUGACGAGGAUCCGCCCUUAGUGGCCAGCGACAUUAUUGACGUCCCUUCUUCGCCCCAAUGGAGUUCCCAAGCCUCAUGCAUCUUAACUCACGUCACAGGCAACGCCAACCCACAUCGCGCGAAAACGUCAGAAGGGUCCGAGAACUGCUUCGAUGACAAUGACCUAGAUGAUGGCCUCAUCGAUCUUCUGGUCGACGAAUCCAAGAGUCUCCAGGUUACUUCCCCUGUAUCACCUGCAAAGGUACCUUUGUCACCAAAAUUGCAGUGGCUCUCACCUAAGACUUACACACCAGCAAAAUCGUCUCGAAUACCGGUAUCUCCCACUGAUGAUCCACAGCUUGUGCCCAUGAAUUCCAACAGGGAUGCCCUACCAUUCAUGCGUCCCCCUUUCCCGAAGGCCAUCCGCGACCGCUCUCCAAUCCUCGGUUUCACUAAUCGCACCGUCCUGCGCACCUGCUUUCGAAUAGGAGAAGCGUUUAACGCUGCCGCACUAGCCUCACGUACCAACGUCGACGCCAUCAUAGAGCUCUACGCUCGUGUUGUAUCCUCCUCGCGCGAUGCUAGUGGGGGGUAUAAGCAGUUUUUCCAAUUCGGAGACUUAUUCACAGACAAGCCGCCGUACCUUAAUGGCACGUACACUCUCUGGAAAGGUGUCGGGAUAUGGGACAAUGAUUCGAAGGAGCUUGUUGGUGAGAAGGGAAGGGGGAAGAUGGCCAGGGUGUUGGGGAAGAUUAAAAAGAGGGAGCCAGGACAGCCGCAGGGGCCUGGAGCUGAGAUGGCUGUCCUGAGUAUUUGGGAGGUGGAUUGGGAGGACGUUGGGGUAGCGAAGGGGAUUGUUUGUCCCGAAAAAAGCUGA
This is a messenger RNA of Letharia columbiana, 1908 nucleotides long. RefSeq lists its product as uncharacterized. Bases 1 to 1908 code for a protein of 635 amino acids. NCBI's taxonomy places the organism in Eukaryota, Fungi, Ascomycota, Lecanoromycetes, Lecanorales, Parmeliaceae. The record is from RefSeq and is a predicted model, not a curated record. The transcript has a single exon.